Molecule: messenger RNA, 1206 nt
Organism: Sipha flava (yellow sugarcane aphid)
Lineage: Eukaryota; Metazoa; Arthropoda; Insecta; Hemiptera; Aphididae
Product: ATP-dependent DNA helicase PIF1-like
Exons: 1
Coding region: 1-1206 (401 amino acids)
Biological process (GO): telomere maintenance; DNA repair
Molecular function (GO): DNA helicase activity
Source: RefSeq, a predicted model, not a curated record
AUGAGCAAAAAUUGUCCCAAGUACACUUCCUUAUCAGACCAAGUACUAAAAGUUUUAAGAUGUGACUUAAAAGAUGUAGUACUUUUAAUAAUUGAUGAAGUGUCCAUGAUUUCCAAUAUAACAUUAAUGUACAUCCAUCUUCGCUUAACAGAAAUAUAUGAUACCAGUGACGUUGACGACGGAUGGUUCGGAAAGAUUCAUAUAGUGUUGUUUGGUGAUCUGCUCCAACUGCUUCCUGUGAGACAACUGUCACCAUUCGAAAAUUUGAAGUCGUGUGAUGUUCUUAAAUGUUUAGGAUCCCUUAGUGCUCCAAAUUUAUGGAAAACACUAUUUUGUUAUGAGGAAUUGACUGUCAACAUGAGGCAAAAAAACGACCAACUUUUCGGUGAAAUGUUGAAUCGUUUUAGAAUGGGUGUAGUAACAAAUCAAGACAGUUGCACUUUAUUUAAUAGACUUCUUAAAUUAACUGCUAAAAAUCAAAACGACCGGCUUAAAGAAAUCAUAUCCUAUUUUAGACUGCUGUCCGAUGAUACAGUAUGUUUAUUUCCCACUAAAAAUAUGUGUAACCAAUUUAAUACUGCAAUGUUGACAAGUAUGGAGCAACCAGAAAUUAAAUUAAAUUCGAUAGAUGAAAUAGACUGUCCACGGUAUUUAAAAAAACGAGCAAAUGAAGUUCUCAAAAAAAACGAGGAUGAUUCAUCGCUCACUGCUGGCUUAGAAAAUGUCAUCACAAUAAAAAUAGGUGCACGUGUAAUGUUGCGAAGAAACAUAGAUGUCAGUAAGGGACUGGUAAACGGAUCCAUUGGAAACAUAGAAAAUAUACAUUGGGACGUCGACAACAGCAAUAGAGCACGUAAAAUUACAAUACAAUUUAAACAUAAUUUAAUUUACGAACUAGAACGAGUCAAGACCAAGUUUCAGAUAUUGAGUAAUGUAUAUGUACACAGAGAACAAUUCCCUAUUUGCUUAGCAUAUGCUAUUACUAUCCAUAAAUCACAAGGCCUUAGCUUUGACAGAGCUCUUCUCGAUAUAGGCUCCUCUGUUUUUACUAAAGGGCAGGCUUACGUUGGACUCUCCAGAGUUAAAACCUUAGAUGGAGUACAUCUUAUCAAUAUAGAUCCAAGUCAAAUCAAGGCACAAGAGAGCUCUAUUGUAGAGUUAUGUAUUAUUAUAUACGAAUUAUGUUAUAGCCUUCGCAAAUUCUAA